UCGCGUCCCGCCCAGAACAGAUCGCUUCGGUCAAGUUGGCUUGAAAACGGCCAUCAAGGUGGUGGAGAAGCAGAGAGAUACCUGGAGAGGUGUUUUAUGUAUGAGUGCCUUAUUAUUAUCACAAACGAAAUGACGGUGGGGAUGUGGCCGGUCCGUUCGAAACACGUUUUUACGGUGUUGUAAGGAAAUGUGCAGUUUGUGCUGCGUUCAUCGAGGUAACGACACAUGAGAACACUGUCACUGGGAGAGAAGAAGUGUGACCAGUGGGUUUGAUCCAAGUGUUUCUGUGGAAACUUCAAAAUAGGAAAAGAACGAUGUGGUCAGUGACUGGGGGAGAUCUGUGAGGCCAGUUCUCACCCACACCCCCCCCGACGGAGUGCCAUCGUGAUGAGCAGCGGCGGGGGCCACAAGGUGCCGUCACUGGCCCGGGGGGACGCCAGCUGCCUCUCCAAACAGAGCCCGCGGCAGGACAGCUGGGAGAUUGUGGAGGGUCUGCGCGGCGCCCCGGGGACCGUCCAGGAGCCACCCAAGCAGGAGGGUCUGCUGCUGAAGAAGAGGAAGUGGCCCAUGAAAGGCUGGCACAAGCGAUACUUUGUGCUGGAGAAGGGCAUCCUGAAAUAUGCUAAGUGUGGAACUGACAUCCGGAAAGGAAAGCUGCACGGCCGUAUCGAUGUAGGGCUGUCAGUCAUGUCAAUUAAGAAGAAGGGGCUGUGCAUCGACCUGGACGCCGAAGAAAACAUCUAUCACCUGAAGGUCCCAACCGAUGAGCUGUUUGAGGAGUGGGUGUUUAAGCUAAGAACUCACCGUGUCUUCCGUCAGAAUGAGAUUGCAAUGUAUCCCAAUGAGAUGCCCCAGUUCUGCUUGCACUACCCCCCCACGAUAUCUCCGGGACUGACACAGACUGCUUCCCUGAGAAAGCGCACGACACUGACAGACCAACCAGCAGGCCAUCCCGAGGGCAAGCUCACAUCUUGGCUACAGUCUUCUGAAGAAAUGGAGAAGGUCAACGACGGCCUCUCGGCAUGUGAAUCCUACCUUCAGGAGAUGGACCACCUGUUGAGGAACAUGGAAUCUCUUCACCGGACAUGCUCCACACCAUCCAUGACCACGUUCCCUGCGUCCUCCUUUGACAUUGCUGGCAAAAAGGAGAAGAGAACUCACAGAAGAUGGCGCUCAAAGAAUUGUGGGAAAGAUGGCAAAAUGACACUCCAGGUGCCCGCGACGAGGAACAUGUUUGCUGCUCAGGUACCCAGCUGCAUAUCGUCCGGCUCCAUUCGCCUCCACUCCUCCAACCCGAACCUGUCUACCAUCGAGCUGACCAGCCAUGAGGUUUACGCCGAGACUCCCGACUCGCCCACGGAGGUGUCCAAAAUCCUGGAGGACUUCUAUCGGGUGGCGAGAGACUUGAACGGCGCCAUGAGGUCCGCCUUCGGAUCUCUGUCCUCGGAACGCGAGCGAAUGAAGGACUUCAUGCAGCACGAGGCCUGCCAGCUGCCUUCCCAUCAGACCCUGGGGCUGAAGAACACCCUCAAAUCGGACUCCAUUGAUAGGCGCCACCCCCUGGUCCAUCAGGCAUCCAAUGAGAGCAGAACAUCCAUUCCUGAGUCCCUCUCGGAGUUCUUUGAUGCACAGGAGGUCUUGCUGUCUGUCAGCUCCUCUGAGAAUGAGGCCUCAGACGACGGAUCAUACCUCAGCGACGUCAGUGACAGUAUGUCCAUGGAGCAUCUGGACGAGGCGGAACCCGAGAAGCCCCCUUUAGAAUGUGUGCAGAACGGUGCCGGCGACAUGCGGCGCAGGUCAAACCUUCCCUCCCCGAGCUCCUCCAGCCCCAUCAGCUUGUGGAACAUCUUGAAGAACAACAUCGGCAAGGACCUGUCCAAAGUUGCCAUGCCAGUGGCGCUGAAUGAGCCGCUGAACACGCUGCAGCGGCUGGCGGAGGAGCUGGAGUACAGCGAGCUUCUGGACCGCGCUGCAGCCACCGAGGACCCCGUUGAGCGCAUGGUGUACAUCGCCACGUUUGCAAUUUCUGCAUACGCAUCCAGCUACCACAGAGCUGGCUGGAAGCCCUUCAACCCGCUCCUGGGGGAAACCUACGAGUGCAUCAGACCAGACAAGGGUUUCCGUUUCAUCGCAGAACAGGUCAGCCAUCACCCACCAGUAUCAGUGUGCCAUGCAGAAUCAAAGAACUUCACCUUCUGGGAAGACAUGCGAUGGAGGAACAAGUUCUGGGGAAAGUCGAUGGAAAUCGUGCCAGAGGGCACCACGCACGUGCUGCUCCCACGGUUUGGGGACCACUAUGAAUGGAACAAGGUCACCUCCUGCAUCCACAACAUCAUCAGUGGCCAGAAGUGGAUUGAACAUUACGGGGAGAUUUCCAUCAAGAACAACAGAAGCGGUAGCUGCCAAUGCAAGGUCACCUUCCUCAAGGGGAAGUCCUGGAGCUCAAGCGUCAACGAGGUGGAGGGUGUGAUCACUGACCAAGCUGGGAAGGUCGUUCAGAAGCUGUUUGGGAAAUGGCAUGAGAGUAUCUACUAUGGAAACCCGCCUUUAGCCACCAUCAUCUGGAAGCCAAAUCUGAUGCCCCCCGAUUACGAGCAGUACUAUGGCUUCACCCAGUUUGCCAUGGAGUUAAAUGAGCUGGACCCCACCCUGAAGCCACUGCUGCCCCUAACUGACACGCGGUUCCGCCCUGACCAGAGGUUACUAGAGGAGGGGAAUGUAACAGCUGCAGAAGAACAAAAGCAGAGGAUCGAAGAGCUUCAGAGGGUCAGGAGAAGAGUUCUGGAAGUGAACAAGCUCACACAUCAACCACGAUUUUUCAGGAAGUCGGGGGAUGAUACUUGGAUGACCAAGAACACCUACUGGGAGCUGAGGAAGGACUCAGGAUUCGCCACUCUGGACUGUCCUGUGCUGUGGUAACUCAGGGGACCUGGAGGCAGGGGGCAUCCUGCUUUCUGCUACGGCUGCGAUGGAGUAGUGCAUCGGGCCGGCCGUUUGGUGGUGAUGCUAUGGUGUGUUUAUUUGCUGACCUUCCCCCUUUCUGCCACUGGGAUGCACUACAGUGCCUUAAGCCUGUUCCUUCUAUGGAGCUCAACGCUUAGACGGAAGCCUGAGACUUUGUCAGAGGAACGACAGCAUUAAAGGCUUCACGCUGUGUAGGACUCACGUUACUUUUCUGUAACACCACACUAGAUUGUGCCAAGGACGAAGUCUGACUUCAGAUGAAUGUGCUGUGUUGUAGACUGUUGAUGUUCUAUUUCCAUUAAAAAAAAAGAUGCUAACUGCUGUAGAUGCUUCCCAAAAUGAAUUAAUAACAAGCAAGAUAAUGGUUUUUAAAACAAAUAUUAUAUUAGGAAACUGCACGUUAAUGACAAAUAUUCCAGUAAUAAUAAAUUCUGGAAUUCAAAACCAUUUAUGUCCACAUGAUGUAAAAUGCCAAAUUACUCACAUUUUUCCAAAUGACUAAUAGGAGAUUCGCUUUAAUUCGCUCUUUGUGUAGUUUUGAUUGGGAUCCACUCUGUCUUUGAUCUAUGAUUCAUAAGCGAAUUCCCCGCAAAGACAGAAUGCCCAAGUGUUUGUGUCUGUUUGGAUUUAUAUGUGAAGAACAAAGAAAAUUUUAAAUAAUAUUUACAGUAAGUGCUUCACUUUAGUUGCCGGUGACGUCCGGCUGUGUGUGUUUUUUUUAGAUUUCUGAUACUGCUUCUUCAUUUGUUUUUUUCCCAGUGUUUUCAAAAUGUUCUACAAACAUCAUCUAGAAAAAUAAUUAAUAUAGUUUUCCUGCAUCAUGCAGCACAUCGUAUGCGUCAUUUUAACCAAAUAUAGUCUAAUUCAGUCUGUUCCUUUUUUAGUUUUGAUUUUUAUUUCCACAAAACGUCUCGGAUGCGUAUGAAAUGAUCCCUAGCGUAUAGUCGUGGCUCUGCGAAUCUGUAAAACGACAAGAUGGACAAGAAUUCACGUGAACCUACUUGUAGGUCAUGAGCUGCAAUUUACAGCCUUAGAUCUAGUAUAUGCAAUAGAUUACUUGUGAAGUCUGUAUGCAAGUUGACAUUCUGAAUGUACUGUGACUAUAAGCCCUCUGUCGAUACUGUGAGGUUAUAACUCACAGUGUCUGUGACUUUGCACCCUGUAAAAUACAUGCCAAAACUUUGCCCAGCGGUGCCAAGAGACCUCUUCACUAUUACUGAACUACUGCUCCAUGAGAACUUUGCCGUCUUCGUUACUAAAUAUUGCCUUAAUCAAUCGGCCUUUGGGAUUGACAUAGAAAUGCCAACAUUGGGAAAUUUAUGCACUGUCUAUAAGUCGAUAAAACUGCCUUAUUUUACAUUGACUUCACUAGUAAGCCAUGGAAUAUUGUAAUAUAUACUAAUGCCUAACGUUUAAACUGAGGUAUUACAGGUUAAUAAAUAUUUCCUCUAGUCAUUG
This is a messenger RNA of Brienomyrus brachyistius, 4422 nucleotides long. It is a transcript of the gene osbpl3a, whose product is annotated as oxysterol binding protein-like 3a. Gene Ontology annotation, molecular function: cholesterol binding. The transcript is spliced from 22 exons. Gene Ontology annotation, cellular component: perinuclear endoplasmic reticulum; plasma membrane; intracellular membrane-bounded organelle. The record is from RefSeq and is a predicted model, not a curated record. Lineage: Eukaryota; Metazoa; Chordata; Actinopteri; Osteoglossiformes; Mormyridae. The coding region runs from base 388 to 2919 and encodes 843 amino acids.